CGGUCAAAGGCGGUGGCGGCGGUGCCUGCUCCGGUGUGCUCGACGCUCCUGUCCUGUCGGUGAAAUCAUGGCUGCAUCCACGGAACGAGUAACAGAAGAAGUCAACGGGGAUUCUGACGAACUUCAAGAUUCUGACAAGUCGCAGAAAAAAUCAGCCAAACAUGACUCAGGGGCGUCGGAUUUGGAAAAAGUCACGGACUUCAUGGAGGAGAAGGAAAUUAGACCGACUGAAUUCUUUCAAGGGGCUUUGUCAGUUCUUGGAGCUCAAAGAGAGAGGGACCUAGCAGCAAAGCGCGAGCGUGAAGUUGAACUGUCCAAAGUCUCAAUCAAGAAAGAUGAUGUUGAAUUAAUAGUUAGAGAAAUGGAAAUUACUCGCCAAUUAGCAGAAAGGAAAUUACGCGAACACAGAGGUAACGUGGUUGAGGCCCUUCAAUCUCUGACUGACUAAUCUUGAAGCUUUAUCGUUCAUCAUUGUCUCUGAAGAAACUUAUGCCCCUCAACUGAACUCUAAACGUUUGCAAGGUGCCUUUUGUUUUUAAUUUCCAACUCAAAAUGUGCCAGAAGCCUUGAAGAUCUUGAACUGUGAAACGCAUGACUGCUCGAGAUAGUGGUGUUGUAAAGUAUUGUAUCACUUUUCUUUCCACAUGCACUUUGUUUUUUUUCAUUUCCUGUCCCUCAUGAUUGUAGUGAAUUGUAGCAGAUUCUCACUGGUCUAAAUAUUAAAACAUCUGUUAUCAAUAACCCUUUCAGGGCUUUGUCUGAAAGGAUAAAAUUCCUCAGAUAUUAUAUCUGAUGACUGAAUGUAGUACAAUUUAUUGUGUCAAUACAGUUUUUCAAAUCUUGU
This is a messenger RNA of Thrips palmi, 844 nucleotides long. Its product is annotated as huntingtin-interacting protein K. Lineage: Eukaryota; Metazoa; Arthropoda; Insecta; Thysanoptera; Thripidae. The coding region runs from base 68 to 448 and encodes 126 amino acids. Gene Ontology annotation, biological process: negative regulation of apoptotic process; protein stabilization. The transcript is spliced from 3 exons. The record is from RefSeq and is a predicted model, not a curated record.